Molecule: messenger RNA, 3660 nt
Organism: Biomphalaria glabrata
Lineage: Eukaryota; Metazoa; Mollusca; Gastropoda; Planorbidae
Product: chordin-like
Exons: 14
Coding region: 775-2130 (451 amino acids)
Molecular function (GO): protein binding
Source: RefSeq, a predicted model, not a curated record
UGUCUUCUUAGUUUUUACAUUCUGUGUGUGUGUGUUCGACUAUUUUCCAAAUGUUUUGAGAAGACACUAUCCAACGAUUCCUUGGCACUGUCCAAACAAAUUGAUCUUUCACUGCCCCCUCCCCAUUUUCUCCCUCCUUUCUCUCGCUCUCUCUCUUUCUCUCAGUUCUUAACACAGACCGUAAAAACGCAAACGCAGUCGGACAUUGCAGACUUUGACUAAAUCAAGUAUAGAUCUGGAUGUCGAUGUUUCUGUGGACUAGCAGGGAUUAUUCUAAUUGUGUCUCAUACUUAGUUUGCCAGGUAUAGCUGUAAAAAUGACAAAACUCAGUGGCGCCAUUCUAUAGGUUAAACAAGCCGUGGAUCCAAUGUUCCGUGAGGUUUAAAUCUCUUGAACCUUUAAAUUAAGAUCAGCCAAGUGACAUCUUAAAGUUGGCUUAUUACGUUAUUUACAAUUUGAAAAAAAACAACAAACAACAACAGCAAAUUUAAUCAGUCCUUUGAACAUCUAACUAGACCUGAGCAUCCAUGUGACCUUUGAACAUCUAACUAGACCUGAGCAUCCAUGUGACCUUUGAGCAUCUAACUAGACCUGAGCAUCCAUGUGACCUUUGAACAUCUAACUAGACCUGAGCAUCCAUGUGACCUUUGAACAUCUAACUAGACCUGAGCAUCCAUGUGACCUUUGAACAUCUAACUAGACCUGAGCAUCCAUGUGACCUUUGAACAUCUAACUAGACCUGACCUUUGACGACAACUGAGGGUGAAGAGUUUGAUGCAUUUCAAGACUAGCAACAUUAUGUUGAAUUUAAUACAUUUUCAGAUUGCUUUCCCGGUCACUUUAGUUGUAACUCUAUCUUGUUUGUUGAGAGUUGUCGCCAGAUCAUCAUCAGAAACCUGUUCAUUGGGAGGGCAUGUCUACCAGGUGGGAGAGACAUGGCAUCCAGAACUUGACAUGUUUGGAAAAAAUUGCAUCAACUGUACAUGUUUACCGGGUGGCGAGACAGAUUGUAAGAAACAUGACUGCCCCAAACCUGAGUGUGAAGAACCAAAAGUUUUGAAAGGCCAGUGUUGCCCGACAUGUGGAGAUAUUGACAACCUUCCACCCACAGUCGGGACGGACACACCACAACAGCAAAACAAGAAAAAGCGUGGAUGUGACUUUCAGGAUGAGCACUAUGAGCACAGAGAGGUGUUUCCUUCCAACAAAACAGCCUUGGCACCAAAACAAGAUCAGUGUGUUCUCUGUGAGUGUUAUAAUGGUGAUGUAAUAUGUCACAUUAAGAAAUGUGUCAAAACUCCAGGAUGUAAGCAUUUGAUUGAAGCUGAUGAUGACUGCUGUCUCCAGUGCGCAAUGGUUGAUGUGGAGAAACCAAAAGCAAAAGCAGAUUGUGUAACUAACACUGGUAUUCAGGAGAAUGGUACAACAUGGAAACCUAUCAUAGUAUCUUAUGGGGAGAUGAAGUGUGUAGAAUGCUUAUGUUUGAAUGGAAAUGUGAGUUGCUGGAGACUGAAAUGUCCAGAGAAUUCUAAUCUUGAAUGUGAUGACCCGUUACCUGAUCAAGAUGGCUGCUGUCGAGAGUGUCCAAUGGACAAAAAAAAGAAAAGAAAAAAGAAAGAGAAUUCCAAGGCCAAUUGCAAACAUUUUGCUCUAUCUGGAUCUAAAACAAAUUGUUUGAACAUAGGCCCCAAAAGAGGUAACAAGAAGUCUGCUGAAGGAGACUCUGUGCUACUCAAGCCAAGUCAUGUGAAUGAUGUGAUCAACAAAUUAUGUUUACCAAAGUCAGCAGAGAAAUUAGUGUACUAUUCGAAAGGAAACACUUUUAUUUCUCUCACUUUGGAUGAUUACAAAAACAACACUAUCUAUCAAACAUACUGGGAACUUAAAAAUAAUCGCAUACAGACAACAGAGAAUCACAUCAUCACAACACCAGAUGAGUUUAGAAAAAGUACCCCACUGACAGACAUUUUAGGAGGAAUAGACAGUAAAACAGAGAAAGCUUUUUGGAAGAAACUGAACAAACGCCAAAGAAGAUGCAAGAAAAAAUGUCGCAGAAAACUGUUAGAAACAUCCAUCAUUAAAUUAAAAGUGACAAAAAUUGACUUCUCUAAAAAGAAAUGUAGCUUGUAGUAGGAGAAAUUGGGUAGAGGAGUUUCUAGAUGCAAUCAUCAGAAGACAUUUUGAUGUGAUAUAUCACGCUCAGCAUUCAUAGCCCAAGGUUGUGACACAUAUAUUCAACAACAAAACAAUUAUUAUGGAUCUUUUUGGUUGAAUUGCGAUAUUUUGUUUUCUGUCUUAUUGAUUACAUGUGUUGGUGUCAUUAUGAGCCAAAGCUACAUUAAACAAGAAGGUUGAACAUGGAAAUUAUUCUAUACCUUCUGUACUUCUAACUAAACAAAUACCAUUGUUGAAAAAGCUAUAACAGAUUAGUUUAACUACAACAAAUGAUGUGCAUUGUAAUGUAUUAUUCUUAGCAUUGUAUUGAAUAAAAACUAAUUUGAUGUCAGAAUAAAGGUCACAUGAUCACUACAGGUCAAAAGAUGACCAACCAGACUACAAAUCACAAAGUGUUGAGUUUAUGUAGUUAAACAAAAUUUCUAAUGUGAAAUUGUGAAUUCAUCCAGAAACAAAAACUGCAACAGGCACUGACUGACAAACUGAUGUAGAAAACAUUCAAUAUACUUUUUUUUUUGUCAUACAAAUGCUACCAAUCAAUGGAAGGGAGGAAAUUCUGAUACCCACUCUCUUUCUGAAAGAAAAAUCCUCAUUUAUUAAGUGCAAAGAAUUGAUUUGGUAGGUGCCAGAUAUCUGUAUUAUCUUGUAUGCGCUGUAGUAAUGCUUACAUACAAUAUUAUUUUACCUACCUUAUGUGUUUAAUGUGAAUUUAAAAAAAAAAGACUUUUUGGAAGUGGCAUGAGCAAAUUGAUGUGUUUCACAUAUAAACACCUGAUGAGGAUCACACAUAUUACACACAAGACAAUGAUGGAAAAAUGUCCAUUAUAUGAAAGACAAAUGAAAAAAUACCCACUUUGCUCAAGAUAGUGAUGGGGAAAAUGUCCAUUACACACAAGGCAGGGAUGGAAAAAAUGUGCAUUAUACACAAGACUGAUGAGAAAAAAUGUCCAUUAUACACAUGACAUUGAUAUGAAAAUGUUCAUUAUGCAUUAUGAUGGGAAAGUCCUUUACAUGCAAGACAUAGCGAUGGAAAAGUCUUCAUCACAAAAAUGUAAUGGAAAAAAUUUUCAUUACAGACAAGACAUAGUGAUGUAUUCUCAGAACAAUUAAUGACUUAUGAAAUUAAUUAAUGAAACACUUUCAAUGAAUUUUUUUGAUUGUAUUAUGGUUCAAAUGAAUUAUUCAUGUUCUCUAAUUAUGGUGUCAGCAUGUUACUUACAUCCAAUGGGUCUUAACAGUCAUUCAAUUAUUUUAUGUAGAUUGCAAUGAAACAAAAAAUUCUAAUGUCAAAUAGAAUUAGUAUGUAGACCUUAGUGUAGACUUUUCCUUUGCAGGAAAUUUAUUCUCAGUCAUUUAAAAAAACAAACUUUAAACAUUUUGUAUGCAUAAAUUUGACAUUGUUUUGAUGCCUUAUUGUUUUAAAAAUGAUUGUGAGCUUUUGCCACUAAGAAAUUUUGUUGAAUAAAUGUUAUUCAUUGGUUGAGA